UAAAUUGUAAAAUAAAAUAACAAAAUAUUUAAAUAAUUUUUUUUUUUUAAAUAAAUAAUUAAAUAAUUAAAUAAUUAAAUAAUUAAAUAAUUAUAAUAAAUUAAAUUUAAAAUUUUAAUUUAAUUAUACAUUUUACUAAACAUUAUAUAAUAUAGUAAUAAAGAAACAUAUUUUUUAAAUUAGUUUAAUUAAUAAUUUAAAUAAAAUAAUAAAUUACACAAAUUAAAUUUAUAUUUAAUAUUAACAUAUAUUCAAACUGGAUAGAAGAGAAAAAAAGAGAUCAAAAAUGGUAAAAGAAAAAGAGUUUUAUGAAAGACUAGGGGUUAAGCCUGAUGCAACAGAGGAUGAAAUAAAGAAAGCAUAUAGAAAAAUGGCGAUUAAAUAUCACCCAGAUAAAAACCAAGGACCUGGUAAGAAAGAAGCAGAAGAGAAGUUUAAAGAAAUUAGUGAAGCUUAUGAAGUAUUAUCAGACCCUGAUAAGAAAAAAAUGUAUGAUAGUUAUGGCUCAGAAGGUUUGAAAGAAGGAGGUUUCCAUGCAUCAUCUGCUGAAGAUUUAUUCAGUCACUUCUUUGGUGGCGGUGGUGGUGGCGCUGGAUUUAGUUUUGGUGGUAUGGGUGAUGAAGAUUUUGGUGGUUUUGGUGGUAUGUUUGGAGGUGGCGGUCGUGGUGGAGGUUCAAGCAAACGUAAUAAAGGUGAAAAUAUUGAACAUGAAAUGUUUAGAACUUUAGAAGAGUUAUAUAAUGGUAAAUUGGUUAAGAUCUCAAUUAAUAGGGACGAAAUUUGUAAAACAUGCAAUGGUUCUGGAGCAAAUAAACCAGGAGUUACAUCAACCUGUGAUAAAUGUAAAGGUAAUAGAUUCGUUUUUUUAAAAAAACAAAUUGGACCAGGUAUGGUACAACAAGUCCAAGCAGCCUGUCCAGAUUGCCACGGUACAGGUGAAAAGAUCAAGGAAGCUGACAAAUGUAAAACAUGUAAAGGUAAAAGAAUUACACCAGGUAAAAAGAUUGUCCAAUUUCAAGUUGAAAAAGGUACUAGAGAUGGUGAGCGUAUAAUGUUGCAAGGCCAAGGUUCAGAGUAUCCAGGUGUUCCACCGGGUGAUGUUAUAAUUACAAUUAGAGAAAAACCAAAUGUAAACUUUAAGAGAAACGGUGACAAUUUAAUUUAUAAUAAGAGAAUUAAAUUAUUAGAUAGUUUAGUUGGCUGCGAUUUCACCAUUAAUACAUUAGACAAUAGAAAACUUUGGGUACACCACGAUAAAGGGGAUAUUAUUAAACAAGGUGAUAUGAGAUGCAUUGACAAUGAAGGUAUGCCAAUCAAAGGUUCAUCGAAAAAAGGUAAGCUUGUAAUAACUUUCGAAGUAGAUUACCCAACUGCUUUAUCUCAAGAGGAUGUCAAAAAACUCGAAGCAAUUCUUCCUAAAUCUGCCGCUCCAGUCUCAAAUAAAUCAGAUUGUAAAGUUGUAGCUCUUCAAAAAGUAAACUUCAAUCCAAAUGCUGAGUCUCAACAACACCAUACCAAACACCCAGGUGGUCAUGGUGGUCAUGGUGGAAUUCCUGAAGGAUUUGGUGCACAGUUUGGAGGCGCAGGUCCACAGGCUCAACAAUGUCAACAACAAUAAAAAAACAAAUAAAAAACAAUCAAUCAAUUUUUUAAAUAAAUCUUUUAUUUUUUAUUUUUUUUAUUUUUUUAUUUUUUUAUUUUUUUUUACUUUAUUUGUUUUAAUGUACAAUUGAUCAAUUGUUUGUUUUAUUAUAUAAAUCGAUUGUCCAAAAUAUUCACCAUUUUUCAUUGACUAAUUUACUAAGAAAUUCC
This is a messenger RNA of Dictyostelium purpureum, 1812 nucleotides long. RefSeq lists its product as uncharacterized. The transcript is spliced from 3 exons. Gene Ontology annotation, molecular function: Hsp70 protein binding; ATP binding. Gene Ontology annotation, biological process: response to heat; protein refolding. Gene Ontology annotation, cellular component: cytoplasm; cytosol. Lineage: Eukaryota; Evosea; Eumycetozoa; Dictyosteliales; Dictyosteliaceae. The coding region runs from base 287 to 1618 and encodes 443 amino acids. The record is from RefSeq and is a predicted model, not a curated record.